Rotaria sp. Silwood2 is the source of this 1161-nucleotide messenger RNA. Lineage: Eukaryota; Metazoa; Rotifera; Eurotatoria; Philodinida; Philodinidae. The record is from the annotation of a GenBank genome assembly.
AUGACUGAUCUUAUGCUUCAGAUUACAUUACUGUCUUUACGAUCACCAACGGAAAUAACAAUAUUUCCAGAUCAUCUAGUCGAACGACGUUUUCUUGAUGAAGAAAACUAUAUUGAUCUCGAUCGAAUGUUAGUAGAAAAAGCUGGUAAAUUUGAUUUUAAAUCAUUCGAUAUGCGUAAUGGACCAAUGAUGCCAAGUAGAAUACAUAAAUAUGAUUUUUCUGAUUCUGCAGUGAUUGAAAAAGUAAAAAAUCGUCGUCCAAAAGAUUCUUUAACACCGCAACAAGUAGCUGCUCUCACUUCAGUUGCAACACGCUAUCAAUCAUCAACAUUGUUAAACUCUCAUCAAAUAAAAUCAUCACAUGUUUGGAUUGAUGAUUAUAGUCAUCAACAAAUACAAUUUAAUUUAUCACGACAUCUUCCACCACCACAACCUUUAAUGCCUUAUGCAAGACAAAAUCCUAAUCAAUGUGAAUUAUAUACAAAUCAAAUUAAAUCUCUUUUACCAACUUAUCAAUCAACUAUUGAACAGAAAAAUAAUAACACCAUCAUUAAAAAAAUAAAUACAAUUCCAAUUUUACAACGGUUAUUUGAGGCUCAACAGCUUCAACAAAAUCAACACAGAAAAAUCAAUUCGUCACCAAUAACAGAUAUUUUUGAUCAACAAUCACCUUCGUAUCUAACAUCAACACCAAAACAUUAUGAACAAGGUUUAUAUGCAUUUUGCACACCACCAACACCAAAGCAAUUAAAUUGGAAUAAAUCAUUCGAACGAAUUUUUUCAAUUAAUCAAAGUCAUAAAACGGCUAACAAACAACAUCAAAAUGUAUUUACUCAAUUGAUUAAUGAACAUCUAAAAUUUUCCGCAACAAUGGAAACACCUACUACACCAAAUAUAAGCAUUAAUGAAACGAAUAAUAAUACUCAUCAUAGUAAAAAGGAUGAUGAUAAACAAAAUUUUUAUUCAGCACCACUAUCACCUAUUCAACAACAUGAGAGUUCACCAUCGCUCUUGAGCAAUCAUACAGUAGAUAAAUUAUGUUUUUCAACAUCAGUUGAAAAUCAUCCAUUAGAAUAUUGGUUUGGUACAUCUAUAUAUACAAACACUUAUCCACGUAUGCCAUCAGAUCAUGUUUUAUCAGCAUGUGAUUUCGAACAGUGA